This is a messenger RNA of Blastomyces dermatitidis ER-3, 5410 nucleotides long. Its product is annotated as F-box domain-containing protein. The transcript is spliced from 3 exons. The record is from RefSeq and is a predicted model, not a curated record. Gene Ontology annotation, molecular function: protein binding. Lineage: Eukaryota; Fungi; Ascomycota; Eurotiomycetes; Onygenales; Ajellomycetaceae. The coding region runs from base 3100 to 4953 and encodes 617 amino acids.
CCAUACCUGGAAUGAUGUAUGACAAGGAUCGGAGGGUGGAUUCGAUUUGGCUGAUGGAGCUGGAAUUUUUGGUUACAAAUUCUUCAUACAGUCCUUUCAGUUUCCUCGGAUGAGAUAGAGCCGCUGGGAAUCGACUGCAGUCCUUGUUUAAGGGCUCCAUCGCGAUAUGACAGUGAAGCGUCAAGGCAGACACUGUCAGAUCUGCCAAAAGGGUGGUUGUCGAGUAGUGUUGGUUGCGGGUGGUUGAUCGGCACCGGAGAGGGAUUCCACGUGACGCGCUAUCAACAGGUGGGUGCCGAGGCAUUCGGAGAGCUUUCCAGCGCAGACAAGGUAUCAGAAACCUUAGAUUCUCCAAACAGGUUCGGUUUUCACCUCAAAACUGAAUGAAGACCACCGCAGGUAGUAGUUAAAAUUUAGAUGUACUUUAUAAUUAACGGUGUUUUCCUUAUUAUUAUAAUAAAUGCCCCAGCAACAAUAUGGAUAGCAAACAGCCGGAUGUAGCCAUUACAUAUGUAUAUAGAUGCACUUCACAACUCACUUAUUCAUCAGCAAACUUCCACAAACCCCCUGGCCGCAUCGCCUCCUUGUAUCUUUCCGCCAGCUUCUCCUGCUCAGCCAUCCUCGCCUCUUCCCGAUCACGCUCCAGCUCUUGCGUACUAGGCAUAUCCGUACGCCAGAACCCAGGCGGCGAACGCCAUCGUUCAUGAACGUGUCGGUGUUUUCCAAACUGAUUGGCAAGAUGUCUCGUUCGCGCAUCAAGAAGCAACUCCCGCAGCUCUUUUUCCGUCAUUGUCUCUAAGACGUUUCUAUUGUCGCCCAAGUAUUCAUCCAGAACUUGUCGGUCCUCCUGGUCUAAAUCCUCCAGAGAUACAUCGUUAUUACCGGCUGUCCCGAAUCCCUUGAGCUUUGCCAUGGCGCGGAAACCUUUCCCACAGCAUUGUGGGCGGAUGCAGCCCGGGAGGCAUUUCCUCAGGUCCUUCCUGCGAACUACCUCAUCGAAUGCAUAAUCAAGUCCCUGGUUUCUUUCUGGGUUGAGUUUGAAAUGUUCGAAUCCGAGGCGAUGAAGAGGUCUAGCUCGAAAUGGUUCAUCUUCUGGUGCCACCUCGUCGUCGGCUCGAGGCUGAUGGGGUCCGGCAGAACUGCGUAAACUCCGCGAAGUUGGAGGAGGGGGCUGUCGCCCGGAUCGGGCCCUCUUCUCGAUACCCUGCGGCCGAGCAGUCCGGGGAGUGAUGGACCUUGCCGAAAUCUUACUUGGGGUUCCAAGGGGUGAGUUAUCCGAAACCUCAGGGUUUCGAAAGGGGGAGGCCAGUAUUGGUUGUGGCCGUGGCGCACCUUCUAGAAGAUCUUCGAGGCGACCAGCAGCAGGGGAUUUCGAUAUCUCAAUUUUAGAGAUCGUGUGCAGUUUUCCAGUUCAUACCGUCUUUGUUUGGCCCCUUGAUUCGGGGUAUGCCCGUCUCCUUGUUGAAUAGAAGGAACAUUGGCAUUCACCGGCUGAAGGGCUAAGCGGCGCUUGGUUCCCGCUAAUGGCCGCUGAUCCAAAUUUGGUGGCUUUAUUCUGACAUUUUCUCGCUCAUCAAAGGCAGGAAAACGAUUGUCUGAUUGUUGAGCAGGUGGACUAUCAGCAUGGUCCCUUGGUAUAAAAUCAAAUUUGCCUUUUUCGCGGGUACUCAGAUCUAAACAGUCAUCGUCGCUAUCCCCCUCGAUAUCGUUAUUAUUGUUUGUCCUAUGGGUCCUCUCAAGAGGGCUACUUGACGUAGGCUCGCUUUUCACAGUAACAGGUGUGGUAAAACUGCCAGUCUCGUGGAGGCCUGCGGCAUUAUUCAACACUGGAUGUUGAUUUCCCCUCCCCCUCCCCUUAACUGGCCUUGACGAAACGAAAAUCGGGGUCUCGGCGGGGGGAGAACUUGGAAAUAUAUGCGGCUCGACAGCGUAUCGGGGAUCUUGUGUUUGGGUUGACAUUAUAUCCGAGGAGCUCAGCUCUGAGGAAUGCUGCUGAAGUGACUCUCCAGUAACGCUUCCCGCUCGGGUGUUUGGACUGGGUAGGGUGGGUAAUUGGGGUUCUCGCGCCUUUUCCAAUGUUCCAAUGGCCGUAUUCUCCUCGACCAGACCGUUUUCAUGCAUGUGGGGUUGGCGUAUUUGACCCGGAGAUCCAAGUGUAGAUAUACCGGGUGUAGAUACGGCUUCAUUCUGUCCAGGACGAUGGUGUCUCACUGGGCAAUGAGCCGCAAUUGUAUUGUCCCUCCGAAAAACAGUCUUUUUCCCAUGAACGUAAACAUCAAAUGUAUCGCGUUCGAAGCAUUUGUUCCACAAAUUGACCUUGCUUUUGCAACUCCUCAGCUUCUUCUUCACUGUGAAGAAGGAUUCAAUUAGGCUAGCAUUUUCUUGAAAAAGUUGCUCAUAGCGCUUCGCUAGACUCGCAUAAUGUUCGUAAGAAAUCGUUUCAGGUUUCUCUGCUGUACCCCCGAGAUCAUGAAUAACCGAAUGUGGAGCAUAUUGCUGUCUGUUUUCGAGUAGCCUUUUCUCUACUUCAUCAACAGAGUCAGUGUCAGUCGUUUCAAUAGCUUCGAGCUGUCGUUGCAAGUCUGAAUUCUCCGUUUCCAAAACUUUAAUCUGCUUCGCAUGCUCUUCGAGCUUUGUUGCCAGCUCCACAUUCUCUUGCUUCCAUUGUCGACAUUGGUUGAUGAGGCCGCCAACCUGCUCUGCAAGAUUGCUGAAAUCACCUCCCUCCAUUGGGGCUUUCUCAGAGACAAUAGCGAAUAAUGGAGGUGAUCAUAACUCCCAGCUGUUAGGGCGCCUGGAGAAUAGUUGGUCCCCAGAAAACGUAUUAGAAUAUUGCAACGCACUGGGACUUAAAGCAAUUAGACCAACCCCCGUUCCACGGUGGUGGUGCACUGUUUUCGGAGGGAGCCCGAAAGACGCGCUUGGAGCGCGUGCAACCAGAACGAUAUCACGUGGCGAUAAGUCUGCGCCGAUAAGAGGCGCUCGCCAAAACCAACUUCCAGCACCAUCGCACCCAGUCAGACAGUGAAUCGAUAUAUGUAUUGGUAGUCUGUCUUUUUUAUGGAUUAACGUAUUUGAAUUCCUUUUCGUCCCCGUAAAAUGUCGAAACGUCGCCUUGACGACGUCCAAACAGCAAAUGCGCCGCCGGAGAAGCGAGUGCGUGCUGACGAUUCUCGAAAGAAGGAUCUUCUAUCAGGACUGAGCGAUGAGCUCAUACUUCAUAUCCUGAGUUUCCUACCUACUCAGUCGCUGAGUAUAUGCCAGAGAUUAUCACAUCGAUUCCAUGGACUCGCCGGCGAUUCGGAAUUAUGGAAGCAGAAAUACUACUCGCGCUGGGUAUGGCCUCGAGCCCGCCGUAUUCGUCAUCUUAAGGACUCGGGCCUCGCCUCCAGCACCACGCCCAGGCCUAUUGGAUAUACCCCAAGGCCGUCGAGGUGGAUUGGCCAUGAACAUUUAGCUACGAAUCUAGAAAAUACGGAUUGGAAGAAACAGUAUCGUUUGCGGCAUAACUGGUCCAAAGGGUCUUGCCGGGUCACUGAAGUCGAGGUCGCACAACCGUCGGUCCCGCCGGUGUUAGUGAAACUAUGCAAAGGGGUAGUGUUCACAGCCGAUGCGGGUAAUGGGCUUCGCGCGUGGACUACUGGAGACACGAAACUGUGUCUGGCUAAGUUGUCAUUUUCUGAUAUGAGGGAAGGGAAGGGCUCCUGCAGCGCACCCACGGCGAUUUCCGUGACGGCAGAGGAUGGCCCCCAUGGCGAUUUCGAAGUCAUUGUUGGAUUCGAGGAUGGGAGUUACAGCGUAUAUUCUUUAAGCUGCGACAGUGCGCGUUUCCAUUUCCGCUACUCACAUCCCGCAUCAUCGAAUGGCGCCAUUACUGCUCUUGCAUCAUCAUCCUCGUAUCUCUUUGCACUAUCCCAGAACCAAACAGUGUCUCUCUACCGAUUUUGUGCUUUUGCAAAGGGGAAGGGGGAAGUCCAAGAACAAACGAUGAAAUCGCCAACGCUAAUCGCCUCCCUUAAAGCCCACAAUAUAUACGCACCACUUUCGCUCUCCAUCCGGUCAUUAGCUACCGAAAUCAUUGCAUCCAUAGUAUAUAGCUUCCCCCGAAUAGGUUGCGGAUGGUCAGUUGGGCUGCAGGAACUCCGACUAAACCAUGAUGGUGAAAACCUAGGAAGCCGGCUCGCAACCACGGUCGAUCUCCAAUUCUGCGCCAGCCCCUUUAAUUCCCCGACAAUAAAAAUACUAAAUAACAGAGGCAACGGCAAAACGCGCCAUAAUAUCCAUAGAAACAGCGGUAAAAAUGACUCCAUCGUCAUCAGUACUUCCUCCGCGCCCCUUAGCCCAUGUCUCUCAUACACACAACCGCCCACCUCGAUCUCAUACAGCCAUCCAUACCUCCUCACCUCCCACGCGGACAACACGUUGACGAUGUACCUCGUCGUCUCCACCGCUGACGCGCUCAUGAUCAAAACGGGGCGUCGGCUCUGGGGGCACACGUCCUCGGUAUCUGGCGUGCAGGUGAGUGAGCGUGGGAGGGCAGUCUCCGUCAGCUCGCGCGGUGGCGAGAUUCGUAUUUGGGAACUGGAGGAUAUGAUAUCGUCGUCGUUUCCCUCGGCGCGGAUGGUGCGCAGAGAUAGUAGUGUUCAGAUCAGCGCUGAGAAUGAAAAUCGUAAUGGAAAUGGAAACGACGAAACCAGUGCGGAUGCGGAUGCGGAUGCGGAUGCGGAUACGGGGCGGUGGAAAAGACGGCGGUUACAGCAACCUUUGGAGCUAGUUUCUGAAGCCAUUGAGCGGCGCGGGGAUGGACUAGGGCUUGCGCUGCAGGAUGUGUCGAGGGAGCUGGCGUUGGCGGCACGAAUGAGGGGGUGGGUGGGAUUUGAUGAUGAGCGGGUUGUGGUGCUUCGUGAGCGGGAAUUGGGGACGCAGUUGCUGGGUUGUUAUGACUUUACGUAGAAGGAUUGUCGCUUUUUAAGUUCAUAUUUAGCUGAAUCAGAUGGUAAAUUGAGUCUGAUAGUUAUCUAUCUACUGCGUAGAUUCAUAAAUAGCUCCUAGACUUCAACAUACGUAGUAAGCACGUGUACCUGCACAUGUACAUGUGCAUGGGCCCCUCAGGAAAAAUAUCUUGCUUUUUUAAUAGACGGUUUAUACAGCUCUCGUCCUCUUCUCGUGGCCGGUGGGUGUCCUUUGCUCACGAUUGUACAGGACAGACACACCACGUACAGUCUUAGGACUCCAAAUGUUCAAAACUCAGACGAACUUCCACGGAGCUUUCUGUAUAUCUAUCAUCUAGGUGUACAAUAUGAGUGGACAUGUGUCCUGGGCCAUUCCUGCCUCUCUGCUGUCUGAUGAGGGGGAUGUUUGCAGUCCUAGAAGUAGAAGCUAAAAAAUAGAAUAAAAAGUUAAAAAGUAG